GCGCGUCAGGAGGAAGUGGUGGUGAGCCGCGGUGAGGGAGCUGUUAGUCAGAUGUUUAGAGUGGUGAAGUGUUUAUGUUCUCAAAUAUCGGUCAGCUGAAGGGUAUUACAGAUAAACACUGAAACACACCGACAGUCUGAACAGCGGGGAAAGCGCUGCGAGAAGCAGCUCAGUUAGGAAACAGCAGGAUUAGAAACACUGCGCUCGAUUUUGAGGACGAACCAAACCCUUCGACUGGUUGAGUCCCGGUGAACCGAUUCACUUAAAAGAGUCAUUUGAAAAGCCUCGAUUCACUCGCGUUUCAACAUAGCGCUCAUUUCUUCUCUGGAGUGAAAUAGAGAUGUACGGAGUUCUGUGUUUCUGGGUUUUACUGCAGGCUGUUUCUUCAGCUGACAUCCCAACAGGAGUCAAGACUAACGACAGUCCGGUUAUAGGUGUUCUCGCUCAGGAGGUGUAUGCAGCCCCAUCUGGCAAAAAUGCUUACAUCGCUGCCUCCUAUGUUAAAUAUCUCGAGUCUGCAGGAGCGAAAGUCGUUCCAGUCAUGAUCAAUAGGUCUGAGGAGGAGUAUACCCGGCUGUUCAAAUCCCUAAAUGGAAUUCUUUUUCCAGGAGGUGGCGUCAGCAUCACAUCCUCUGGCUAUGCCAAAGCAGCUGGUAUAUUCUACAGACUCGCUCUAGAGGCAAAUUCAAAAGGUGAUUAUUUUCCUGUAUGGGGAACUUGUCUGGGCUUUGAGCAGCUAACACUGUUGACUAGUGAGAAGUUACUACUCUCCCACACUAACACUUCUGGAGUUGCACUACCACUGAACUUCACCUCAGAGGUAUCCGACAGUAGAAUGUUCAAGGACUUCCCCAAAGACCUGAUGACCUCACUGGCAAAUGAGCCGCUAACAGAGAAUUCUCAUCAGUGGAGCAUCACCACCGAGAGUUUUAAAGGUAAUGAAAAGCUAAACAAGUUCUACCGAAUUCUGAGCACCAACACAGACGGACAGAAGGAGUUUGUUUCCACAGUGGAGGCAUAUGACUACCCAGUCUAUGGAACACAGUGGCACCCAGAGAAGAACACCUUCGAGUGGACUCGUCCAUACAUCCCUCACACACCCUCUGCCAUCAAAACCACUUUCUAUAUGGCUGACUUUUUCGUCAAUGAAGCAAAGAAGAGUCUUCAUAGUUUUUCCAGCCAAGAAGAGGAGCAGAAUGCUUUGAUUUACAACUACAGUCCAUCAUACACUGGAAAGAUGUCUGCGUUUGAACAGAUUUAUUUUUUUGCUUAGUUUUUUUUUUUUUACUUGUGCUUAAUAAAACUCUCAGUUUAAGUGAGAUUGAUUUUGAUUUUGAGUCAUGCAAGUUGUGCUCUUGGGAUAUUAAACUUAUAUAACAAAAUAAA
Astyanax mexicanus (Mexican tetra) is the source of this 1386-nucleotide messenger RNA. RefSeq names its product gamma-glutamyl hydrolase (conjugase, folylpolygammaglutamyl hydrolase) (gene ggh). Bases 341 to 1273 code for a protein of 310 amino acids. Gene Ontology annotation, biological process: tetrahydrofolylpolyglutamate metabolic process. The record is from RefSeq and is a predicted model, not a curated record. Lineage: Eukaryota; Metazoa; Chordata; Actinopteri; Characiformes; Acestrorhamphidae. Gene Ontology annotation, cellular component: vacuole. Gene Ontology annotation, molecular function: gamma-glutamyl-peptidase activity. The transcript has 9 exons.